UUUAUCGUUUGUAAACACUGCAUUAAUUUUUCACAGCCCACUGCUUAUUUUCUACAGGCAACAUUCUAUCAGCCUAAGCUUUAAAUUGGGGAUUUUUAUCGGCUGCUGAAUAUAUACAGUGUGUUUUUGGAGUGUAUUAUUGUUAUUCGGCAGAGCUCGAGGAUUUUCUUGACAGGUCGUUACUCUUGGAAUAUAUGUACUGUAGAGAGGAUAUUGAAUUGAGCAUACCUGCAUGUAUGUUCGGGAGCUGCUAUCGUACGAACUUGACGUCAACGUAGGACUUGAUUCUGAGUAAUUGACUGCAUGUCGCGAGGCUAAAGAGAGAUAAUUUUACCAGCUCUCUUGGAAGAAAACAUCGGACGCUAUAGGUUACUAGAGAGCAGCCCACCCGUGAGAGUCCAUUUUGCCAGCCGCACUGACACAAUCCCAACAAGCGAGGGCAGUAGGUGUAGACAGGAGGCAGCACACAGACGAGGAGGGGGAGACGGAUAGGCGGAGGGGGACGCGAUUCUUGGGAGUGACAGAACGGCAGCGGAUUAGAGGAAGAUGGGGAAACAGAACAGCAAACUGAGGCCCGAGAUGCUGACCGAUUUGAGGGAGAACACAGAAUUCAACGAGCAUGAGUUACAAGAAUGGUACAAGGGCUUUCUUAAAGAUUGUCCUAGUGGACACCUAACCGUGGAAGAAUUCAAGAAGAUAUACGGCAACUUUUUCCCUUACGGCGAUGCGUCAAAGUUUGCAGAGCAUGUAUUCCGCACAUUCGACUCAAACAGCGACGGCACGAUCGACUUCCGUGAAUUCAUCUGUGCACUGAGCGUCACGUCGCGAGGGAAGUUGGAGGAGAAACUGAAAUGGGCCUUCAGUAUGUACGACUUGGACGGCAACGGAUAUAUAUCAAGACAAGAGAUGCUAGAAAUUGUACAGGCGAUCUACAAGAUGGUCGGCACGGUGAUGAAGAUGCCCGAGGACGAGUCGACGCCCGAGAAGAGGACGGACAAGAUCUUCCGACAGAUGGACGAGAACCUGGACGGCAAACUUUCCCUGGCUGAAUUCAUCAAGGGUGCGAAACAGGACCCCUCGAUAGUCAGGCUUCUCCAAUGCGAUCCUAGCGGGAGCGCUGUGACGAAGUGAGACCGUCUCCCGCCCCCCUUCUGUAAAUAAGCAAAAGUAUGGUAGCUGAGAAGAGAGGAUAUUAUUAAAAAAUGAGAGAAAAACAAAGGAGUUGGGUACGAAUUCUGAGAGAAAGGAGAACAACAACAAU
Molecule: messenger RNA, 1261 nt
Organism: Strongylocentrotus purpuratus (purple sea urchin)
Lineage: Eukaryota; Metazoa; Echinodermata; Echinoidea; Camarodonta; Strongylocentrotidae
Product: hippocalcin-like protein 1
Exons: 4
Coding region: 547-1131 (194 amino acids)
Molecular function (GO): calcium ion binding
Source: RefSeq, a predicted model, not a curated record